Messenger RNA from Camelina sativa (false flax), 702 nucleotides. Lineage: Eukaryota; Viridiplantae; Streptophyta; Magnoliopsida; Brassicales; Brassicaceae. The record is from RefSeq and is a predicted model, not a curated record.
AUGUCUUUGGGGUAUGAUCCGGUGGACAAACAGUUCAAGGUAUUGUGCUCGACUUGGUCACCAUUCAAUUCACUAAGUAUUCCUGCGGAGCAUUAUGUUCUAACGUUAGGAGAACAAAUGGUUUGGCGAACCAUUGAAUGUUGCAGACCUAUUCGUCAUCUUGUACAAGGCGGUGAUGGUAUUUGCAUCAAUGGCCUUUUGUAUUAUAUGGCUGAGUCCAAUAACUAUCAAGAUAUUUUCAUAGUUUGUUUUGACACUAGGUUUGAAAAGUUGAGCUUCAUCAACAAACCUGACGGCAUGUGGCCAGUAGGUCUUGAAUCACGACUCGUUAACCACAAGGGCCAACUGGGUAUUAUGCAGUGUUCAAACCCCAAUAGAAUUGAUGGACACGCUACAAGUUUUUGUUUGUGGCUUCUUCAAGGAGGAGGUACCGAAUGGACCAAGCAUAUCUCCCAGUUGCCUUUCUUGUGGUGGAACCUUGCUGGAGAGACUGAGUUGGGCAUAGUUGGAAUCAGGGCAGGUACAUGUGAACUUGUCUUGUCACCGCGGUUUCUAUCAGGCCGGCCUAUCUAUCUUUUCUACUUCGAUCUCGAGCGAAACAUUGUUACAAGCGUUGGAAUCCAAGGUUUUGAAGGGGUUAACUCUAAUAUAUUACUAGCUUACUGCUUCGUAGACUAUGUAGAAAAUCUCAAGCUUAUAUAA